CUGAAGUUGAAACACACAUUUACCGUCAGACGUCCUGAUGGUAUCAGCUGUGUGAUUGUGUGUCCUCACGACGAUAGACAUACAAGACUCGCACACACCCAUCUGGUUUCCAUCAGCGGAAGAGGACAGUCGACAUCAGCAGCUCUGAGAUCAGUUAAUACUUACAGGCUGCUGAGCCUCACAGCACUGAUCCCACUAAGACUACUACUGCAAGAGUAUUGCUACAGGAGGAAGAAGAAGCAGAAGAAGAAGAAGAAGAAGAAGAAGCAGAAGACGAUGGGGUUAUUAUUUGGGACUCUGGUCUUGGUCUCUCUGCUGCCGUCCGUCUGCAGCUUCUCUCCAGAUUCUCAUCCUGCAGACGAAUGCCGCAACAUGUCCAUCUUUCUGCGGGCGUUCAGGCUGAAGCGGACCUGUAACUUCACGACUCUGGAGGAGAAGCAGCUGAAGGAGAUCCAGGCUCCGAUCACCAACCUGUAUCUGCCGGUCCUGUACCUGCUGGCCUUCUGUGUGGGUCUGCCCUCCAACCUGCUGGCUCUCUGGGUCCUGCUGUUCAGGACCAAACGGCUGCCGUCCACCGUGCUGCUCAUCAACCUCACCGCUGUGGACUUCCUGCUGCUGCUGGUCCUGCCGUUCCGCAUCGGGUACCACUUCCGAGGAAACCACUGGGCGCUGGGCGAGCCCUUCUGCCGCGUCGUCAUGGCCAUGUUCUACGGCAACAUGUACGGGUCCGUACUGUGUCUGGCGCUGGUGGCUCUGGACCGGUACAUUGCUUUGGUUCACCCGUUUAGCAGCAUGACGCUGCGCAGCUGGCGGGCGUCUCUGUACAUGUCGGCGGCGGUGUGGGUGGUGGUGCCGGCCGCCAUGCUGCCGCUGCUGGUGUCACGGCAGACCUACGAGCUGGAUGAGCUGCAGAUCACCACCUGCCACGACGCGCUGCCCGAGGAGGCGCAGGAGAACUACUUCCUGCCCUACUUUGUCACCUUGUUCACUCUCUGCUUCUUGCUGCCCUUCCUGGUCGUGCUGUUCUGCCACGGCGCCGUGCUGCGCGCCCUGAUGAACGGAGGGAAGCAGUACAGACACGCCGUCUGGGUGACGGUGUUGGUGCUGCUGGUCUUCAUCGUGUGUCUGCUGCCCAGCAACAUACUCCUCCUCCUCACCUACGCAGACAGAGAUGGCGAGGACCUCUACAUGCCCUACAUGGUUAGCUUAGCGUUAAGCGCCUUCAACAGCUGCAUCGACCCCUUCAUCUUCUACUUCGUGUCGGUAGAGUUCAGAGAGAAUGCCAGGAGCGCUCUGUGCUGCCACGGCGACCCCGAGGACCAGACUCUGGGGAACGUGUCGUGCUCUUCAUCAUUACCGGGCCUGAGGUCAAAGGUCACCCUGACGUCCAGGACGGUCAUCGUCUGAGACGUCGCUGUCAGAACCACGCUACCUGUCCACACGACUAACUGAUGGUCACAUGACCGCUGUCAUCAUCACAGAUGUCACUCAAACAUGUUUAACGUUGUACUGAAACAUGCUGAUAUGAAGGUA
Micropterus dolomieu (smallmouth bass) is the source of this 1533-nucleotide messenger RNA. Its product is annotated as proteinase-activated receptor 4. The record is from RefSeq and is a predicted model, not a curated record. Gene Ontology annotation, biological process: blood coagulation; thrombin-activated receptor signaling pathway; phospholipase C-activating G protein-coupled receptor signaling pathway. Gene Ontology annotation, cellular component: membrane. The transcript has 2 exons. Gene Ontology annotation, molecular function: thrombin-activated receptor activity. Lineage: Eukaryota; Metazoa; Chordata; Actinopteri; Centrarchiformes; Centrarchidae. Bases 277 to 1407 code for a protein of 376 amino acids.